UAUGCAUUGGAUUUUGGGGUAACUUUAAUUGGCGAAAAGACCAAGAACAUUGUUAAAUGUGUACCUAGAAACAAUCAAAAGAACUUUUGACCUCUAAAUUCUAGGCUUAUGUCUUCCAAAUCCAAAGAAUAGAACCAUCCAUCUAAUUUUUAUUUUUCUCUCUCUAUAAUAUUAUCUCCCGUAAUCUACGCAAUUUUAAGGUGAAAAGCAGCAAUUUUUUUUUUUACAAUUUUUUUCUUAAGGUCUUUGGUCAGGAAGGGCAUCAACUCAUUCAGGGUUUCCUGAAGAGAUAAGGUGCCCAAUUGCAAAUUCCGUAGUUCCUAUUCUAACAAGACUUGGAGGAUUGCCAAUGAAAGGUUUUUGAGUUACGAUAUUUGAUUGAAGAGAGCAUCAUGGGUGCACUUUGUUGCUGCUUGCGAGAUGAAUGCGAAGAUUUUGCCAAUCCAAACAGCUCAAUAUAUAGGAACUGCAUAUGCCUUCGAUCUUUUGUUCAAAACUUCUUGCACAUGUGUACAUCUUUGUUUCAUAGAGGAGAACAAUAUGCCAUUACUUCAUCCCCUCGAGGUACAACAUCUUUGAGUUCUACAGCAUCCCUUGAUAACUCACUAUCUGAUAUGUACCGCUCUCCUCCGAGACCACUUCCUUACGAUGCUGAUCCCAGAUACUUCCGCUUGCAACGAGAUGGACUAGUCUCAAGAAGGGAGAAAGGCUCAAGUCACUCGCAUGAGGAAACUGAACCACUACGAAGAAGUGAUAUUGAUGAUGAUGAUUCCGAAUCUCUGAGUAUGGGUAAUAAAUGGAAGGAGAAGUCUGUGUGUGAAGAAGGAUCAAAAGAAUACAAUUCCAAAUCAUUGAAACUCCCAACAGCUAAAACAACUACUGAAUUUACUCAAAUUUGUUAUUCUUCAGAAGAUGAAGAUGUCUGCCCGACAUGUCUUGAAGAAUAUACAGAAGAAAACCCAAAAAUAAUGACAAAAUGCUCCCACCAUUUCCACUUGGGUUGCAUAUAUGAGUGGAUGGAGAGAAGUGACAACUGUCCAGUAUGCGGCAAGGUGAUGGUAUUCGAUGAGUCACCAUGAUCUUUGCUCUCAAAAAGCUCCAGUCUUGAAUGAAACCGGCAGGAGAUAAGGGCAAUAACUAAUAAACCAGAAAAGCUAAUGUAAAGUCAUUGUGAAUAUCCGUCCAGCUAAAUGUGUGACCAUAUAUCAGUAAAAAUGAAAUUAUUGUUCAAUGUAACUCUUGUUUGGAACUUUCGAGUUCAUAUUGAUCAUUGAUGCAACAGAAAGCAGUUUCAAACCACUUCAUGUAAUCUUGUUCUGAUUUGAUGAAUGGCUUGUAUAGCAUAUUGGUCUUACUUUCAAAUUUGCCAUAUGAAUGUUGGCACAUUUA
Lycium ferocissimum is the source of this 1389-nucleotide messenger RNA. Its product is annotated as E3 ubiquitin-protein ligase At3g02290-like. The record is from RefSeq and is a predicted model, not a curated record. Lineage: Eukaryota; Viridiplantae; Streptophyta; Magnoliopsida; Solanales; Solanaceae. The transcript has 5 exons. Gene Ontology annotation, molecular function: zinc ion binding; ubiquitin-protein transferase activity. Bases 393 to 1079 code for a protein of 228 amino acids.